UCCUGGUCCUGACCUGAGAUUAGUGCAGAGUUCUCGAUCGCUUGCACUUGCCCUGGUUCAGUCUCUGAUACGGCCACCAUGAAGGAUCAUGAUCAUGAGUUGCACUGGUCAGCAGUUGAGAGCCUACCAACUUCAAACAGACUCAGAACAUCACAGUUUGAUGGUGGUGAGGAUAAAGUUGAUCAUGGAGAGCAUAACAGUAAGAGGAUGGUUGAUGUCACCAAGCUUGGAGCAGUAGAGAAGAGACUCUUGAUUGACAGUCUCAUCAAGCACAUAGAGAAUGAUAAUCUGAGACUGUUGCAAAGGCAGAAACACAGACUUGACAGGGUGGAUGUGAAGCUACCAACCAUUGAGGUGAGGUACAGUGAACUAUGUGUGGAAGCUGAGUGUCAAGUGGUCCAAGGGAAGCCUCUGCCAACUCUAUGGAAUGCAAUAAAAGGGUUAUUCUCAAGUCUUUUCAGGUUUAUGGGUUUGUACCAUGAAGAAGCAAAGAUUAGUAUUAUCAAAGAUGUCAGUGGGAUCAUCAAGCCUUCCAGGAUGACACUUUUACUUGGACCCCCAGGAUGUGGGAAAACCACUUUCCUUCUUGCUCUUUCUGGGAAACUAGAUAAAUCCCUCCAGAUAAGAGGGGAUGUUUCUUACAAUGGCUUCACACUGGAGGAGUUCAUUCCAGAAAAAACAGCUUCUUAUGUCAGCCAGAAUGACCUGCAUAUUCCUGAGAUGACUGUAAGGGAGAUACUUGACUUCUCAGCAUGUUUGCAAGGUGUGGGAAGCAGGGCAGAAAUUAUGAAGGAAAUUAUUAGAAGGGAAAAGCAGGCAGGGAUUGUUCCUGAACCUGACCUAGACACUUACAUGAAGGCAAUAUCUGUGGAGGGUCUUGGAAGAAGUAUUCAGACGGAUUAUGUUCUAAAGAUCCUGGGAUUGGAUAUAUGCGCAGAUAUAAUGGUAGGUGAUGCCACGAGAAGAGGUAUCUCUGGUGGUCAGAAGAAAAGGCUGAUCACAGCAGAGGUGAUUGUUGGGCCAACAAGAGCUCUCUUCAUGGAUGAAAUCUCAACUGGAUUAGAUAGCUCCACCACAUUCCAGAUUGUUACUUGUCUCCAACAAAUGGCUCACAUUAGUGAAGCAACUAUUGUCAUUUCCCUUCUCCAACCUGCACCUGAAACCUAUGAUCUCUUUGAUGACAUUAUUUUGAUGGCAGAGGGUAAGAUUGUUUACCAGGGCCCUCGCGAUCAAGUUCUUGCUUUCUUUGAAGAAUGUGGUUUCAGAUGUCCAGAAAGAAAAGGAGAAGCUGACUUUCUCCAAGAGGUUCUGUCAAGAAAGGAUCAAGAACAGUACUGGUGUCAUCCCCAGGAAUGCUACACUUAUGUUUCUGUUGAUGAUUUCCGGCAGCAAUUUAAAUCAUUUCACAUAGGAAAGAAGUUGGUGGAGGAUCUAUCAAGACCAUAUGAUAAGUCACUGUGCCAUAAAAAUGCCCUGUCAUUCAACCUCUAUUCUCUGCCUAAAUGGCAACUCCUUAAAGCUUGCAUGGCCAGGGAGUUGCUUCUGAUGAAGAGGAAUUCACCUCUUUAUAUAUCCAAAACCGUUCAGCUUGCAAUUAUGGCUUCCAUCAGUAUGACUGUCUUUUUACGAACACGGAUGGGAAUUGAUGCAGUGCAUGCUAAUUACUACAUGGGUUCCCUGUUUUUUGGUCUCCUCUUACUCAUGGUCAUUGGAAUACCAGAGAUAACAUUGACAUUGUCUAGGCUUCCAGGCUUCUACAAACAAAGAGAAUAUUAUUUGUAUCCAGCUUGGGCAUAUUCAGUUCCAGCUAUAAUUCUGAAAGUUCCAGUUUCAUUAAUGGAAUCUUUUAUUUGGACAUCACUUACAUACUAUGUUAUUGGUUAUAGUCCUGAGGCUGGAAGGUUCUUUCGUCAUUUGCUCCUCCUCUGUAUUCAUCAAAUGGCUCUAUCCAUGUUCCGUUUCAUAGCUUCCUGUCUUCAGAUUGCAGUUAUUUCCUUAAUUGGAGGCAGUAUAUCUAUGUUGGUGAUGCUGGUAUUUAGUGGCUUUAUUCUUCCUCAAUCCUCAAUGCCAGUUUGGUUGCAAUGGGGAUUUUGGAUCUCUCCAUGCUCGUAUGCUGAACUAGGGUUGACAUUAAAUGAGUUUCUCGCACCUCGCUGGCAAAAGGUUUCAGCCAAAAACAUGACCUUAGGUGACCAAGUUCUGAGCAGCCGUGGGUUGCAUUUCAAGAGUUACUUUUAUUGGGUAUCAGUGGGGGCUUUGUUAGGAUAUGCUUUGCUUUUCAAUGUGGGAUUUACUUUAGUUUUAUCUUUCAAAAGACCUGUCGGGGUGUCUCGUGCUAUUAUCUCUCGUGAAAAACUCUCUCAAAUGAAUGGAGGAGAUGAUCUCCAUGAUGGUAUCAACAAAUCAUCACUUGAAAGUGCCAGAGUCAUGAAAAGAACAGAUGUUGCAGGAAAGAUGAUGGUCUUGCCUUUCCAACCACUCACCAUAACAUUUCAGGAUAUUGGAUAUCAUGUUGAUACUCCUCCGGGAAUGAAAGAACAAGGAUAUAAAGAGAAGAACCUUAAGCUGCUGCAUAACAUCACUGGAGCAUUCAAACCCGGUGUUCUUUCGGUUUUGAUGGGUAUAAGUGGAGCAGGGAAAACUACACUUUUGGAUGUUCUCUCUGGAAGGAAAACUGGUGGUGUCAUUGAAGGAGAUAUCAGGAUUGGAGGAUAUCAAAAAGUACAGGAAACUUUCGCAAGAAUUUCAGGUUACUGUGAGCAAACAGAUGUACAUUCUUCUCAAAUUACAGUGGAAGAAUCAGUUGUAUAUUCAGCCUGGUUACGGUUACCACAGGAAAUUGAUUCACAGACAAGAUCUAAAUUCGUGAAUGAAGUACUUGAGACAAUUGAACUUGAUAGUAUCAAAGAUGCGUUGGUUGGUGUACCAGGGGUGAAUGGCCUCUCUACUGAGCAACGAAAACGACUAACGAUUGCUGUUGAACUUGUAGCGAAUCCUUCCAUUUUAUUUAUGGAUGAACCGACGUCAGGACUUGAUGCCAGGGCAGCUGCGAUUGUCAUGCGUGCUGUGAAAAAUGUUGCUGAAACAGGAAGAACUGUUGUUUGCACCAUUCAUCAGCCCAGCAUUGACAUAUUUGAGGCAUUUGAUGAGUUAAUGCUUAUAAAAAAGGGUGGGAAACUAAUCUAUUCUGGACCACUGGGUCGGCAAUCAUGUAAAGUAAUUGAAUAUUUUGAGAGGAUCCCAGAAGUUCCGAAAAUCAAACAAAAAUAUAACCCAGCAACAUGGAUGUUGGAAGUUACUUCCACAUCACUUGAGCAAGAACUCGGCAUAGAUUUUGCAGAAGUGUAUGUAAAUUCGACUCUUUACAGGGACAACAAAGAGCUAGUUAAGCAGUUAAGCCUGCCACCACCUGGUUCAAGAGAUUUGCAUUUUCCUACUCGUUUUGCUCAAAAUAGUUGGGUCCAAUUCAAAGCUUGUCUAUGGAAGCAAUACUUGUCUUAUUGGAGAAGUCCUUCCUAUAACUUGGCCCGGUUGAUUUUUAUGUUCAUCACAUCUGUGACAUUCGCCCUGCUAUUUUGGAACCAUGGAAAGACACUAAAUAAUCAACAGAACUUGUUCAACAUGCUCGGUUCAAUGUACAGCGUCGUGAUCUUCACUGGCAUAAACAACUGUGGAUCAGUAUUACCAUUUGUGAUAGCCAGACGCAAUGUCUUUUACCGUGAAAAUUUUGCCAGAAUGUAUUCACCAUGGACUUACUCUCUUGCACAGGUUGUUAUUGAGAUCCCUUGUGUAUUCAUCCUAACACUGACGUUCAUGAUGAUCGCAUACCCUGCUAUUGGCUACUAUUGGACAGCUUACAAAUUCUUAUGGUUCUUCUACACAAUGUUCUGCUCAUUGCUCAUCUUUGUUUACCUUGGAAUGCUUCUUGUUUCAUUGACUCCAAAUAUUCAAUCGACGCUCGUAUUGUCAUCUUUUUUCUACCAAAAUUUCCAUCUCUUCUCUGGCUUCAUCUUACCUGGCCCACAUAUUCCAAAGUGGUGGAUUUGGUUUUACUACAUCAUGCCUAUGUCUUGGACGUUGAAUGCCCUUUUUGCAUCACAGUAUGGAGAUAUUCAGAAGGAGAUAACAGUGUCGGGAGAAACCAAAUCCGUGGCCAUUUUUCUCCAGGAUUAUUUUGGAUUUCACUAUGAUAGACUCGGACUGGUGGCUCUUAUUCUACUUGUCUUUCCUUUUCUUUUGCUUCUCUUUUUGCUUAUUGUAUCAGGCAAACUUAAUUUUCAGAGGAGGUGAGCUCUGUUUCAUUGUAAUUUAAAACACAAAUUGUGGAUGAUGUGACGAUGAUAACGUUAAUUCCA
Molecule: messenger RNA, 4355 nt
Organism: Dioscorea cayenensis subsp. rotundata (Guinea yam)
Lineage: Eukaryota; Viridiplantae; Streptophyta; Magnoliopsida; Dioscoreales; Dioscoreaceae
Product: pleiotropic drug resistance protein 3-like
Cellular component (GO): membrane
Molecular function (GO): ATP hydrolysis activity; ATP binding; ABC-type transporter activity
Source: RefSeq, a predicted model, not a curated record